Molecule: messenger RNA, 2673 nt
Organism: Ectocarpus siliculosus
Lineage: Eukaryota; Phaeophyceae; Ectocarpales; Ectocarpaceae
Source: the annotation of a GenBank genome assembly
AUGAUGACGACCAAACUCCCUGUGUUGGACCCGUCAAGACCAAGACCACGGCUUCGCGAGUGUAUCCUGGGAGCGCCGGACGAGCCUGGUUGUUACAUCUUCGAGUCGGGGGAUGGGCGCAAGCUGUAUAUCGGCAAGAGCGUUAACCUAUCCUCGAGGGUGCAAAGCUAUUUCAGCAGCAGCAGCAGCGCAGGCAACGGCGCUGAACAUGCGGUGCGUCCCGGACGGAGUCUGUCGCGCCGCAUCGCGGUUAUGACAGAUCUUGUAGAAAGAAUCGACUACAUUGUCACGGCGUCAGGAGCGGAAGCUCUUCUGCUAGAGGCGUCCCUGAUCCGACAGCACCAGCCACCGUUCAACGUCCUCCUCAAGGACGACAAGCAAAAUUACCCGUACGUCUGCGUCACCUGGAGCGAGCCUUACCCUCGUGUCCUCAUCACCAGAGACAAGCCACGUCGCGGUGGAGGGUCAGAGGACCGCUACUACGGACCCUUCGUGGACGCAGGACAGGUCAAGUCCACCGUCGCUCUCGUCCGACGCGUACUCCCCCUGCGCGAACGCGCCCGUCCCCUCUACAAGGACAAGCCUUGCCUGAACUACGACAUGGGCAUCUGCCCGGGGCCUUGCCAAGGUCUCGUUUCUGAGGAGGAUUAUGCCGAGACGGUUCGGCUGGCGGAAAUGGUAUUCCGGGGCGAGGGCAGCCAACUCCUUUCCACGCUCCAAGGGCGCAUGGAGAGCGAGUCUCGCGCAGAGAGGUUCGAGCGAGCAGGGGAGAUCAAGGCACAAAUGACCCUUGUGCGGGGGGGGCUGUUGGGGUCAUCGCUGCAUUUUUCAGCCGGGGGCGUAGCUGCUGGCGGCGGAGGGGACCGAGGAGGACUCCAGCCCAGAGGAGACGGCGCCAGGGCUUCCUCGGCGGAAGGCGGCGGGUCCCGCAGGGACGUUGUGGCGGUGGGGCUGGCGGGAGACUUGGCGUGCUUCCAGGUGUUCCAGGUGCGAGGCGGCCGUCUCAUUGGCCGGCUGGGCUUCACGUACAGGGUGGAGGAGGAAGGAUUGUCGAGAGGAGAGGUCCUGCAGGCGUGCCUGGAGCGUUACUGGGGGGACGUGCUCAUGUCCGCGCGGACCGCAGCGGGCGGGGUAGGAGACGAGAGGGGCGACAAUCUUCCAUCCCGGACAUUGAACGGCAACCCCGGGGCUAAAGGAGGAAGAGGAGGGGGCUUUUCUGUUCUGCAUGUGCCAGAAGAAAUCGUGACGGCGGACGCGCUGCCCGAUGGUGGGGCGGUCCUACUCGCGGAGCUCCUUUCUGGCGCCAGGAAAGCAGCAGCCGACGCGCAGCGCGGGGCACAAGCGACCGGUCCGGGCGAAGGCGGUUCUCCUAGAGACCUGACGACGGAGAAAGCAACAACUGGGAAGACGGCGCGGAGCAAGAGGUCGGUGGAUAAGAGUUACCCGCCAGCGGUCGCGGUGAGGGUCGUUCACGGCGAGAGCGGCGCGGGGGAGCGGCACCAUUUGUGUGUGAUGGCGCUAAAGAAUGCAGAGCUCGAAGCGAAGCGCCUGCUUCGGGGCGGCGAAUCGAUCGCGCGGGGUUUGUCCCAGCUCGCGCGGAUGCUGGGCCUUGGCUCGAACCCCGCUCGGAUAGAGGGCUACGACGUAAGCCACACCGGGGGCGGAAACGCGGUGGCUUCCCUGGUCUGCUUCUUGGACGGCAAGGCCAGCCCCAAGGACCACAGGCGGUACAGAAUCAGAUCGCCCGGAAUCAGGAAGGGGCAUUCCGACGACUACGCCAGCCUGAGAGAGGUGAUCGCCCGACGGUUUUCGCCUCCGACUCCCUCUCUUCGAUCGCCACGGCCACCCUCACAAGCCAAUCCGGUGCCUGAGCUAGUCCUCAUCGACGGCGGGAAGGGCCAGCUGGCCGCGGCCCUGGAAGGAGCCGCGAUAGCGGCCGAUGCGUGGCUAUCUGUCGAGCGUGGGGGAACGACCACGCUCACUGGCUUCGAUACCGAGCCCGCCGUCGGCGCAGCGGCCGCCGUUGACACCAAGUCCCCUGGCGCACCACCGGUAGAAAGCAGAGAGCUUGCCGGGACGCCCCUCCUCGACGACGCAGUGCGAAGGGACGAAGCAUCUUGGUCGGCGUUACCCCCGCUGCUGGGGGAGAGGACAGCCCAGGAGGAAGACCCCGACGCGGUUUUGUCGACGGCGGCGGUUCCCCCGCCGGAGCCGUCGGACGGGGACGUGGCAGGUGCUCGGAGCGUAGGCGUCGGCGGGGGAAGGAGAGUCACGUUUGUUUCCUUGGCCAAGAAAGAAGAGGAGGUUUACGUGCCUGGGUCGAGUGAACCACUGGCGGCCGCUCUCGAGGCGGGUCCGUCUUCGCCGGGGGUAAUGGUCUUGCGGCAGGUGCGAGAUGAGGCCCACCGUUUUGCCGUGGCGUACCACCGCAAGCUCCGUGGCAACGACAUGUUCCUGCCAGGACGGGGUACUGUUGCGACGGAAGAAACAGAUAGCGUCAACGGUGGCGGUGGACAGCAAGAUUUCGCGGCCAUCGCAGGACUAUCCUCCAAGGCUAGGCACGAGCUCACGAUCACCUUUGGCUCUCUGGAAGGAGCAAGGAUAGCGGGAGAGGCGGAAUUGAGGAGAAUACCCGGGAUCGGCCCGGUUCUCGCAAAGAGAAUUCUGGCGUGA